AGCAGUCGGAGUUGGCCGGUGCUGCGGCAGCCGGCGAGGAGCGAUGGCCGGGCAGAUGGCGGUUCUGGGCUCGGCAAUUCUGGCUCUUCUGCUAGCUGGCUAUCUAGCUCAACAGUAUUUACCAAUGCCCACACCAAAAGUAAUUGGGAUUGAUCUUGGCACAACUUACUGCUCUGUAGGUGUCUUUCUUCCUGGAACAGGGCAGGUGAAGGUUAUUGCAGAUGAAAACGGGCACAACAGCAUUCCAAGUAUAGUGUCUUUCACGGACAGAGAUGUAUACGUUGGAUAUGAUGGCCUAGAACUUGCUGAUGCAAAUCCUCAGAAUACUAUAUAUGAUGCAAAAAGAUUCAUUGGGAAAAUCUUCACUUCAGAAGAACUGAAGAGUGAAAGUAGCAGGUAUCCAUUUAAGAUUUUCAACAACGAUGGAUCAGCUGAAUUUUCUGUGACAACUAAUGAAACCUUUCGUGUCACUCCGGAGCAUAUCGGCUCUCAGCUGCUACUGAAAUUGAAGAGAAUGGCAGAAGAUCAUCUUGGUGUGCCCAUUUCAAAGGCAGUCAUCUCUGUGCCAGCAGAGUUUGAUGAAAGGCAACGGAAUGCCACUGUUAAGGCUGCUAACCUUGCAGGGCUAGAAAUCUUGCGAGUAAUCAAUGAACCCACAGCUGCGGCUAUGGCUUAUGGACUCCACAAAGCUGAUGUGUUUAAUGUCCUGGUGGUAGAUUUGGGUGGCGGAACUUUGGAUGUGUCUCUGCUGAACAAGCAGGGAGGGAUGUUCCUCACACGAGCCAUGGCAGGUAACAACAAACUUGGAGGACAAGAUUUUAAUCAGAGGUUGAUGCAGCAUUUAUACGAUCAACUCAAUCAAGUAUAUGGUUCUCUGCCAUCAAGAAAAGAAGAAAUACAUCGCCUCAGACAGGCUGUGGAAGCAGUUAAGCUAAAUUUGACUAUUCAUGAGGCAUCUACAUUAAGGGUGUCAUUGACUGUGCCAGAAAGGAAGCUUACAAAAGAACUGCCUGAAAGUGAUGUAAAGCCAAAUACUGUUCCUAACAGCAAGCCUUCGCAGAAAACGAAAGACUUGCAAAAUCUUGGAGAUGCUUCAGAUGGAGAAAACAACUUUGUCAAAGUUGUGUUUGAAAGAGAAAUUUCUAGGAAACUAUUUGAGAUGUUGAACGAGGACCUUUUUAAGAAAAUUCUUGUUCCCAUUGAACAGGUGUUGAAGGAAGGCCACCUACACGAAGAGGAAGUGGAUGAAAUUGUGUUAGUUGGGGGCUCCACCCGGAUUCCUAAAAUACGUGAAGUUAUUCGGGAUUUCUUUGGAAAGGAACCCAACACCUCCGUAGACCCUGAUCUAGCAGUUGUAAUGGGUGUAGCUAUCCAAGCAGGAAUUGUUGGUGGAUCCUGGCCUCUCCAAGUAAGCGCAAUAGAAAUUCCCAAUAAGCAUUUACGAAAGACUAAUUUUAAUUAAAGAUAAACUCUUUCCCAUUGCAUCCCAUUUCUCCGAAAGCAUACUCGGAUGGUGCAUACUUAUCUGACUGUCAGUGGAGCCUAACCUUAGCCAUAUAAUAUUCUUUUAUUUUUAUUUUUUUUUUGUAAUCUGUUUGAGCUAAAUGUUAUCUUAAAGGUACAAGUGAUUUUUAAAGCUCUGAAGUCUUUGAAGUCAUAUUUGCCUCUAGAUUGGAUACAGAGUGAAAAUCCUAAAGAUGACACACUCACACUCUUUUGCUAAAUUUUAUUAGCAAAUCUGGAAGAGGUGUUUGUUUAAAAAUUAAAGAGAGUGUGACCAAAGUUUAGAAAUAA
Lagopus leucura (white-tailed ptarmigan) is the source of this 1794-nucleotide messenger RNA. It is a transcript of the gene HSPA13, whose product is annotated as heat shock protein family A (Hsp70) member 13. The record is from RefSeq and is a predicted model, not a curated record. Bases 44 to 1462 code for a protein of 472 amino acids. The transcript is spliced from 5 exons. Lineage: Eukaryota; Metazoa; Chordata; Aves; Galliformes; Phasianidae. Gene Ontology annotation, biological process: vesicle-mediated transport; protein refolding; cellular response to unfolded protein. Gene Ontology annotation, molecular function: ATP-dependent protein folding chaperone; heat shock protein binding; misfolded protein binding. Gene Ontology annotation, cellular component: cytosol; plasma membrane; cytoplasm.